This is a messenger RNA of Vespa mandarinia (Asian giant hornet), 957 nucleotides long. Its product is annotated as thioredoxin domain-containing protein 17. NCBI's taxonomy places the organism in Eukaryota, Metazoa, Arthropoda, Insecta, Hymenoptera, Vespidae. Gene Ontology annotation, cellular component: cytosol. Gene Ontology annotation, molecular function: protein-disulfide reductase [NAD(P)H] activity. The record is from RefSeq and is a predicted model, not a curated record.
CUUCGAGUGUUUCAGUUCUUAUCACGUGCAGAUAUUUUUUUGAUCAGACAUCAUAAAGUGAAAUGAAACAAUAGAUUUGUUAUCGCUAUUUAAAUUGAUAAAACAUUUAUAAUAAGAUUACACAGACUUCUUCUUUGUUUCGCAUCGAUAAAAUAUCGUUAUUUAAAUUGGAAAAAGUAUUUUGUUAAUAUAAUUAAAAGAAAUCACGCAAAAUGACUAUUCGUCAUCACGUUAUAGGAUACGAAAAUUUUUUACAAUUUUUUGAAAAUUUUCAGACCAAAGAAUCGGUCUUUGUAUUAUAUACGGGUACAAAGCUUGAAAAUGGUCAAAGUUGGUGUCCCGAUUGUGUUGAAGCGGAGCCAUUUAUAGAAGCUGGAUUACAAGUACUCUCUGAGACAUCCCAUUUUGUUGUGGUUGAGGUAGGAGAUAGAGCAUUCUGGAAAGAUCCUAAUUGUAUAUUCCGUAAAGAUAGUAAAACUCAAUUGAAAGUAUUACCAACAUUGGCUCAAUGGGGAACUCAAAAACGUUUACAAGGUAGUGAAUGCCAAAAAGAAGAACUUCUUAAUAUGUUAUUCAAAGAGGAAGAUGAUUAAAAUUGGGCUUUUUAUAUGAUGCUAUUAUUAUAUAAUUCAAAAGAGCAUUGAAUAUUAGAAUUACUUUUCUUAUGUGAGAAUGAUUUUUCCAUUACUUUCUUGUUUAUUACUUCUAUUUUAUAAAAGAGAAUCAUUAAAAUAAUUGUAUAUAAGUUAAUUCUUUACUUUAUAAUUAUUUUUCUAGUUAAAAUAAUUUUCAAUUUUAUUGAAAAAAUUCUUUAACACGUUCACGCCGGGGCCGAUUUUCAUUUGCUUUGCUAUGAGGCGGCGCUUGAAUUAAUAUCGCGCUUCAUCUGGCGGCGUACUAGUUGUUUACGAAAAACCAUUAAAUGAUACCGAAAAAUAAUAAUACAAUUAAUAUGCG